UCAGGGUGUCCGUCUGGCGCUGCCGCGUCCCGAAGCCCGCCGUUGUGGCGCCACUGGUGCUGCGGGCAGCGUCUGCGGCGGGCUGUGUGCCCGUCAGUACCGCCUCGAAGCGAAGGGAAGCUGUUCGAAUGGCCUCAGAAGGGCAAAGUAAGGAUCCAGAGCAUCCAUUUGAGCCUCCUGCAGCUGCUCUUUGGAGUAACAGAACAUUUCAAUGGGGAGCCAUACUCGCUGCAGUGAAAGAUCAGCUCCCAUCUCUGGACUCUGACACCUCCACAUCUGAUUGUGAGAGUGAUGGGGAGCUUUUCAUCUUCCAGCGGGAACAGCCAAACUUAAUUCCUGACCUGUCAGAAGAACUGAUGGAGUUUUCCCUGGAAGACUCAAACGUGCAGCAAACCCAAGAAACAGGAAGAGACCCAUGGGAGACCUGGAAUGAAGAUCUGGAAACUUCUGGCAUUCAGAAAAAAACAGAUGAAGCUCAAGUCAUUGCAAAUGCACAAAUGAUUAAAGAUGUGACUUCCAAUCUUGCCAGCCAUACUGAAGACAUUCCAAGCCAAAAGGGAACUAUUCUUGAAGAGUCUCUUGCAGAUUCCACAGAAAACCUUGAAGAGAAGGAACUAGGUGGGAAGCAGGCUGGGGAAAGAGGUAACUCUUGGCUUAAUACAGCAUUGUCUGUGGAAGACCUGGGCAGUCAAAAGGAGAGAAGGAAGCUGAUAGAGACGAAAAUACUCUCCAAGAUAAUUCUGGAGCCAUCACCAGGCCACCCAGAGCUAGAUGUCAAGCCUUCCUCCCAUGGCAUUAGUGACAGUCUAGAAAGAAUUGCUAAGGAAGAAGCCUCCCCAGAUGAUUGUCUUCAAGAACUAAACCAUUUGUCGUUGCAGAGCCUUGAGAAAUGGGAUCAACACAAGAUUCUUGAGGAGCUGGAGCAGCAGAAAGAUAAUGCUCAUGCAGAAGUUGCUUUCUUCUCAGCAGAUCAUGAGACCUUCAGGAGUAGGUCUGAAAAUCAGCUCAUGGAAAAGCUAGAAGAGCUGUGUGCCAGGCAGUCCAGGACAGUGUUUACACACUGCAGGUGGCCACCAGCCAAGCUCUCCUCCUCUCAACAACAGCAAGAGAAUAAGGAUGUUGCCUCCCUAGCAUCUUCACGAAGUUCUCUAAGGAUGGACAUGAUGAAAUUACAGUCCCUGCCAGAGCCUGUAACUGUGUACAUAGAUUUAAGAGAUGCUAAACCACAGAAGCCAGUGACAUUCCCUGAUGAGAAACAAAGCGCAAGUGACAGCUCUGCUGAAGAAGAAGAGGCUAUGACAACUAAGGACCAAGCAGAAAAGAGAAUGAGGAAUUGCUCAGGAAAAAGCCUGCUACUGCAACAACUCCAUACAGCCCGAAAAGAAGCCUCAGAGCUUCUUUGUAAAACAUCUACCCAGGCUGAAAAACUUGAAGAUGUAAAACAGGAUCCAGAAAGUCUGGAAGAGAUAGGUUCCUCUAAAAUCAGUCAAAACCAAUAUUUUAAGGUGAGGCAAGAGACAAAUAAGGUGAUUCCCAGGACACUGAUGAGAUUGAAAUCAGAGAAAAGAAAUACCCCCUUGCCCAGCCAUGGGGCCAAUGGAGCUGGCAUAGAAAAAGAAAACAAAACGGAAGCUGAGAAGGUUCAACAUUCAGAAAAUGCUCCAGAGUCUCCUCUAACUACAACAGAAUUGCCAAGGACAGAAGAAAGUAAGAGAGAGCUAUCCCAAAAGGAAGAACAGAUGAAAGAGACACACAGGAGACACAGAUUCCAGGAGCAGCUGGAGAGAUUGCAGCCUCAGCAGUCAGUAACUGGAAAGCAGCCCAUGGCAGAGAAAACCCCCGUUUUGUUCCACAUGGAAGCCUCUUAUUUGCCAGAUAUUGACACGUUGCCUAGACCACACAGUGUGAAAAACGAGGUGCUGCUUAUGACCAUUUGUCUGUCAAGUUGUGGCCAAGUAGCUACAGAUCGGUGCGGGGGGCAGGUGCUGAGAGCAGCCAAUAUCUACCAGGCCCUUGUGACGUGGCUUCUCUCUCUGGUGCCUCCUGUGAAAAUGAAAGGUGGACCCAAAGCUCCGUUUCAGGUGGUAGGGCUGCAGCAGGCCUGGCGAGAGGAUGGCUUGGCCCUAUAUGCUUGUCUCAUGCCAGCAGAUGAGUCUUCAGCCCAGAACAGCACCAAGAUCCAGAAGAUAAAAACUAACGAAGAGCUAGGAGGAACAUCCAUUUUUUACCAGAAGAUUUCUGCAUUUCUAGCCUGUACAUGGCUUCCAGAUGUUAUCUGGUGGAGGGCAGAACUGGCCAAUCACUUCCAAAACCAGCUGUGUCCACUUCUUCUUGAAAUUCCUUCUGUCCUGCUGAGUUACGUCACUGCUGUUAGUCCUGAUCCUCAGGCAGUGGAAAAGGUGUUUGCGGUACCAAACGGAUUUUACUGGCAGACAGUUGAAAGUGAUGAAAAAUACUUCCCUAAUAGCAGCAACAUCGAGGCUUGCAGAGAUAUAGACACUGAGGUUGCCAUGGUGUUGCUGUUUGAAACUCUCUUUCAAAGUCCCCUAGCUACCCAUCACAUGUUGCAGCUGGUACUCAGUUCUGGUCUGGAUAUCUGUGGACUCCGCCUGCUCUAUCCUCAGCAGGAUGUACUGCUCUCUAGCUCAGAAAAACUGCCUUCUUCCUAUACUUCAAAGACUGGUGAGGUGCCACCAGUGCUGGCAUUAAGUGUGAGAGGGCCGAAAGCACGUAGCACCUUGCAGAAUAUCAUUGGGCCAUCUGACCCGCAGCUGGCAAGCAUGACAGACUGCACUUCCAUCAAUGCCAUCUACUGCAGGAGCCAAGCGGAGCCUCUCAUCUACCUGCCCCACCUGGACAGCCGUGUGCACAGGGAGCUGUGCCUCUGGUUUGGAGGGAGGGCUGCUGAUGCAGCAGUGCAUGCUGGUGUCCUGCAGCCCGCUUCCCUAUGCGGCAACAGAGCAAGCUCUCAGAGUCCUUCAUCAACUGGGGCAGAAGCAGAUGAAGAUAAGGUUGAUCUCCAGGGCAUGGUGCUGCCUCGACCUCCAGCGAUGCUUGUCUCAACUACCAAAGGGGACAUCAUUUUGAUGGUGUCACCUGUAGUAUCUCCUCGUGCAUACGGUAAUGUGAUUUCGGUCUGUACUCAUCGGGGAUUUGUUCUUCAAGGAAUCAGACAGCUGCAGCUUUCACCCAAGCAAGGCAUUGUGCUGAGCAUGACAACAAGUCAGAUUGCUGUAUUUUGCCCUAGCAAGAUUUCAAGUUCACCUGAUACUAGUUCUGUAAGAGGGGAGCUCUCUGCUGAACCACGUAUGCACUGUCUCAUUUUGUUGCUGAGAAAGGAGAAUGCUAGUCAUCACGUUCCUGCAUUGGUAAAUGGGCUGAUGGAUGAACUGGCAAAGCAAGGCCUCCUUGGCAACAGGCAGAGCAGCCUGCCUGCUGCUGCUGGGCUGGACCCCUCCGAGUGUUUUCACAUGGCUCCUUACACCGAGACCUUGCUGCAGACACUGGGAGGAAACCUCAGUGCAGUGCCAGACUCCCGUAACAUUCCUCUGGAUCUUUUCCGCAAUCAAACUUAUGCCUCUGAUCCUGAAAUGGAGCAAGUUGUCAUGCUGACGCUGGUUGGAAUGGAUGCUAUGAAGAGUGCUGGAGAGCUCCUUCGCCAGAUCCUUCUUCCUGGGGACAAUAACCAAGAUCAGAGUGCAGAAGGACCCGAUUCGGGAUUUGAGCUCCUAGGACUCAAGUGGUUGCCCCAUCUCACUCGACGUCAGGCCAGAGAGAUAACACCUUUUGAGGUUGGAGAGGCUUCCUGGCAAAGAAGCCUUGAUACACUAAUGUCAAAUCCAGUCCUUGUGUGUGCAUUACGGCGGAUCAAUGCCUUCAAAGUUCUUGCAGAUGCAUUGAAGAGAUUAACACGAUGCAGGGAGAAGCUAAACAAAAGUGAUGGUCUUCUACAGACAGUAAUGGCCUUGACCCCAGAGGUGACAUUCAGACAAGCAGUCCUCUUCUUCACAGAGACAGAUUUUGUGACUGAUGGAGAACACUGCCCUGCUAUGAAAUACCUGCCACCACCUGGCAAGAGGUCCAGGGCUGAAGUGGGGCAGAGCCAGAGAUGCCAUGCAGAAUCACUGUUUACCUUCUUGCAAACAGGAGCCCAGAUUCUUUGCACAGUGCUGCUGAUCAAACCUGGUGCCUGGAGCCAUAGUCUUGCAAGGAUCCUCCGAAAACUAGACCUAGAAAAAUUCAGCGUGGUUGGGAUGAAACACAUAAACCUGGAACCAGACAUUGCCUUAGGACUCCUUUCUUCUGAAGUGAAACAGGAUCCUGCUGUCUUAGAAGCUCAUUGUACCUACCUUACUUCAGGCACUGCUCUUGUGCUGUGUCUUCAGAGGCCAAAUGCUGUGAAGAAGCUGAUAGAUUUGCUGGGGCCAGAGGAUCCUAAACUAGCCCAAGCACUAGAUCCGUUCCUCUGGAGGGCUCAGUAUGGCAUCAGCGCAGUCCAAAAUGGAUUUUAUGGCUCCAAAUCCUAUCAAAUAGCUGUCCGGGAUAUGAAGCUGUUUUUCCCAGAAGGGCUGUGCUGCACCGAGUGUCAGACAUUAGAGGAGGAAGAGAUCUAUAACCUGGAACGUGACCCCAUAGUCAGUUCAGAAAUCAACAAGCAGCGCAAGAUCAUAAAACGUGAAGCAGGAGGGCAACUCAAUUUAUUGGCCUCUGAGCAACCAUGCAGUCUUGAUCGGCCAUUGCUUGAUAACCUCUGCCAAACCACUUGCCUCGUAUUGCCUGGGAUAAUCCUUCGGGGUUCAGAGCACCCACCUUAUGUCGAACUGCUCGAUCAGCUUAUUGGCAAAGAUUUCACAGUGACUGGAGUACGCCUCACUGUCCUGGAUGCACCACAAGCUCACUGCAUCUCUGAGAUACUAAGCAGAGCAAAGUGCAGUGUUGCAGCAAAGUGCUCCCUCUUAAUGGACGGUUUGUGUCUGGUGCUAGCGACACAGCGAGACGGUGCGGUCAUUUGCUUCGACUCCCUGCUGGACAGCAUCUGUUGGCAGAAGCAGUCAGUCCUGGACACUGCGCAGCAUCUCCUUUAUCCCCAAAAUGAGAAACAGGCUGAAGAGCUGCUAUGUUGCCUUUUUGACUCCCUGACAUCUGAGAGCAUCCACCAAAUUGAAUCCUGUGAUUGCUAACCAAGAUGGUCAAGGCCCCCACGCAGCCCACAGGCAUCAGGAAUCUCCUGAGAUUUUUGUGAGCUUUCAAAGAUGAAGACUCUUGUCUCCAGCAAGAUCACCAAGUUUCUACAGCUGAUUAGGUUCCUCAGGUGGCUCCAACAGACCUGCAUGUGACUGCUUUGCCCAAGACCUUUCCCUGCUGUGGGUGAUGCUCUGUGUUUGCUGACUCCAGGCUGAAGAUACUCCAUCUGGCAGAGCCUGUUACACUGCUGGUGCCAUGAUGUCCUGGCUUACCUGUCUGGGGCUGAAAUCUAGGAGAUUUUCUUGCCUGCUCUGGGGAGGGAAGGAGGGAGCAUGGUGGCCUGGCCCUCCCUCCUCUCUGCCUCAGCUGGCACCCACUGAUGGGCCUGGAGAACGUGUGUAGCUUGUGCAGCACAGCUGCAGGUGCUCACAUGGCUGUGGAGCUGCGUUUCCAUGCUCUGAGCAGUGACUCUGGGUGUGGGACUCAUCUCUCCAGAGCUCUGAUGGGAGAUCCCAAGCUGUUCGUGGCUCUGCACUGAGGUGCCGAUACCCUCCCAAAGCAGCCUGGCCACUGAAUGUCCACCUGAGAGCUGUGGAGCAGCUGUUCAGACCUGCAGAGGAGGCUUUGCUGUGAACAAGUGGCUCCCAAGAAUGGCUGUGGAUUGUCUCCAAUUUAAAGCUGGGUAAUGACUUGGAGCUGGAUACUUCAUGCUGCUGGGACUUCACUACAAAACUAAUGUGACUGCUGUGCUGGUUGCAGUCUCUGACCCCGUGCCUGUCCUUCCGCAAGAUCCAACCUCCCUUGGGAAGUCUGGAAGCCGGCCAAGAGGAUGUUCAGUUCCUGAUCUGUGAGCAGACAGAGAAUCCUGCUCUGCUUCAUCCAGCUAGAGCUGAUGCUGAGUGGAGUGCCCCUGGGUCCUGCAGAGCUGCCCCUCUCCCCCAGAAGGAGAUACCCAAACACAUGGACCAAAACUUACUGCACAGUGGUGCUAUGAUGUAAAUUAAAAGACCACCAAGAAGCUCCUGACCACUGAACUACCACUGUCUUCUGGGUAUCUGCUGCUGAACUUCUCAGACAACCGUGUGCUGUAUUCUGAUGCCUGGCCUCCAGAGUCUCUUGGCUAGUAUGUCUGACAGCCUCCAAAUACUGAAGUCCACCUGGACUUGAAGCCAAGCAAGUGUUGCAGGCAUCCUGUGGGUCAGGCGGUUGGUCCUGCCACAUACAGGUUAUCCUGGACAGCUUCUGAGCAAUGCCUGUGAGGGCAAACAUGACUGAGGAGCUCUGCAGAGCAAGCCACCCUACUUCUCUGGCCGAAGUAAGUAGGACUUGGAAACUAGACCUUGGCCCUUGGGAAAGGGUUGUUGCAGUGCUCCUCAAACCAGCCUGGGAAAGGGUCAGUCCCUUGAGCGACUGCAGACAUGUCACAAGCUGGGGCAAGUCCGGCAGAGGCUGAGGGAGCUGGACCUUCGUUUGUCUGGAGAAGAGGAGGUUGAGGGAGGGGGUCUAAAUCACCAUCUGGGAGCAGAGAAGAUCGGAGGUGCAAAGCAGAAGGAUGAAGCGGUGAAGCUUCAGCAAGGGAAGUGCUGAUGAGCACAAGGAGAAGCUCCUCAGGAGGAGGGUGGUGCAGCCCUGGGAGAGGGACCCAAGGCCCGCCUCAGUGGUUGCCCUGCUCCAAGCAGCGUCCCAUUGCCCCUCCUGCCCCUGCUCCGUGACCAGGACGGGUGCCCUCUCAUGGGGGUGACUACACUUCAGGUGGGACCUGCCUGUCCAUUAUAAACUGGCCUCGCUUUGGUAUGGGCUCCUGACCCAGCUCCGGCCCUGGACGCACAAAGGUGACCCAAAUUCCUCUGCCCUCAUGCUGGGGCGGAGGGGGGGAUGAUUGUAACUCAAACCCCCUUAAAGCAGCGGAGGGAUGAGGCAAUCCUCCUGUCUCGCCUGCAGCCUUAGCUCCUAAAGUUUCUUUCUGGUGUGGUGUCUUUGGGGCUGCAAGGUGCUUAACAUCCAUCUUAAGUAUGUUCCAGACAUGUUCUGGAUGCCUUGAAGCCCCUGAGGUGUUACAGAUGGCCUACAAGUUGGGCUCCAUUAGCGGUUGAUUCACUGUUUAUUAAAGCCGCUAUUAAUCUUGUGUUAAUGCUUUCCGAAGGAGACCUUUCUGGAGGUACAGCAGCCUCUCAGGAGAGGAGCUUCCUUUCUCCCCAGCCCAGUGCCGCCGAUGUCAGCGAGGGUUUAGCUCAGGAUCUCGUCGGGCUCAGAGCCGAGGUCCUGUGAGGCUACUGACAGCGAGAGCCGCCCGUGGUGAUGCUCUAAUUACCGUGGGGUAACGAUGCUCCUGGGGACCCCGGCAGCUCUGCUGCCUCAAAAGCUGGGGUGACUGGGGGAGCGGGGUCUGCGCUCCCAGAGCCCACCCUGUCCCCCCCAGCGAGGACAGGAGGGGUUUGGGGGACAGCCUGGGGACACUGUCUAGCAGAGGGAUGCUCUGCCAGCCGGGACCCAGCGAAGCCGGAGCAGGCAGGAGCUGCCGCUUUGCGGCUGGGGGAGCAACCCUCCCGCAGCGGCGCGAGGCGUGCGGUGGCUCGGUUACGGCACGCGCUGCCUGGCUGCAGGGGGGGUUUGAACAGGCAGAUCCUCGUGUGAGAAGCAAAAGCCUCUCCUGCUAGCCCUGUGGCUUGCAGAGGGGUGUGAGGGACGGGCUAAAUUAGGAGGAGCGUGGACCAGCGCUUAGGAGCCAGUGUAAAACCCUCAGCCGUGGGCUUGGGGUGCUGCCUGUGGCACCCGGAGUCUGAGG
Messenger RNA from Grus americana (Whooping crane), 7969 nucleotides. RefSeq names its product dynein axonemal assembly factor 8 (gene DNAAF8). The coding region runs from base 129 to 5180 and encodes 1683 amino acids. Gene Ontology annotation, cellular component: dynein axonemal particle. The transcript has 33 exons. Gene Ontology annotation, molecular function: dynein complex binding. The record is from RefSeq and is a predicted model, not a curated record. Lineage: Eukaryota; Metazoa; Chordata; Aves; Gruiformes; Gruidae.